Paramecium pentaurelia is the source of this 1044-nucleotide messenger RNA. Lineage: Eukaryota; Ciliophora; Oligohymenophorea; Peniculida; Parameciidae. The record is from the annotation of a GenBank genome assembly.
AUGUUCCGAUCCAAGAAAAGUUCAACAGUUCCCAUAAGAACUAAGGAUAAAAGUACUCUUUUGGCUCCUUGUAUUAAUUGUGAAGAUUUUAUACCUUUUGAUAAAAUCGAUUAUCAUGUUUAGAUUUGCAAUCAAGUUUCUAAUAAAGUACUUAAAUAUACAGAAUCAAAUGUAUUUUUUGAAGAGAAUGAUUUCAAACUAAGUAAAUUAAAAGCUAAUUUAUAAAACAAAUGUUAUUAACACACUCAAAGAUUAUGUCGGAUUUGUGAAUUGAUUUCUUCAAUUAAUACAAUUGGUUGUGUAGAAAAGGCUUCUUUAAAAGAAUUUGAAAAAGAAUUACUUAAUAUGAGUUAGGAACCAAGUCAAUCUAUAAAUUAAUCCUUAUAUAUUGAGAGAAUACAUUCACUUGUUUUGUAAAGGAUAAGUAUCAUUCAAAACUAAUUAAACCUUAAGACCAUCAAACCUACAUAAUCACAAUAACACUUCUAUCCUCAAUAAAACACUGCUUUCAUUUCAAAAAAUUUCAAAAAUUCAACAGGUUCAACUCAAACAACUAAUAAUAAUAACUUAUAAAAUUUAAUUCAAAAUAAAUUGGAAUCAUCUGAAGUAUUCAAUUGUCUAAAUAAAUUUAAUCAAUGUUAAUCACCAGAUCCAAGAAUGACAUAUAUUACUAAAUUUUCCUAAAAUAGUCCAAUAUCACAAUAUGGAAUAACAUAAUAACAAUAAAAAAGUGAAAUCUUAACACAUAUUAGUGAAUAAUAUGCUGAAAGUAUUGAUCAAUAAUCUAAUCCAAAAACAUUUGCUUAGAGAUGUUUCUAUUCAAAGGUUCUAAAUCUUAAAUUAAAUUAUCCACAAUCUAAUCCAGCUUAAAAGAUUCCAGUGUCUGUUUUAUGGAAAUAAGCUGAGAAAAAUAAAAUUAAACCAGAAGAUUGGGAAUUAUUUAUUAGAAAUUGCCUUGAUAAACCUUUCCAAAUUUUAGAUCCUCAAAAAAUUGAUUCUCAUUUUUUUAAUUCUUCAUAGAUCAAAUUCACAAAAUUACAAUGA